ACAGCAGUGCUUUUGGAGCAUCAGCUGCAGGCAGCAGUAAUCCCCCCGAGUCUGGCUUCAUCUCCACGGCUCUCAAGGGCAAGCCAAGGUUUGGGAGUUUUUUUAUUCCCAGGCGCACAGCUUUGGAGAGCACCACCGGGCGACAGUUCCGAACAGCACCCAGGGCGGUGCUCCAAGAGCUUCUGUAUCGGGGAGAAACACUCUUGAGUUGGAAGGAACCACUGCAAACACUUCAAGCGCAAAUACAAUUUACAAUUUUGGAGAGGAAGAAUCACGUCAGAGCACCAGUGAUUUAAAAGAAAAGGGGGAAAUAAUUUCAGCUGGAAAAUGUUUUGGAACACCCUGCCAGCGUCGUAAAAUGAAUAACCAUGGAUGUAUUUGUUUGCCUAUACAAAAAGGCUCCGAUAAGUUUUAGAAGUGCUUGACAUUUUUUCACGGAGAGCAAUUGUGAUAAUGAAUUCCAGGAAUUUAAAUGGAAACCUUCGUUCAAUAUGGAUUUUGAAAAGAUUUUGAGGGCUAAACGUAUUAACAUCUAAUGGGAAAACCUUAAACUCUGGAAGCAAUGCUGCAGACUACUGAGUUUUACACCUGUGAGUAGCCCGAGGCCCGCCAGCGGCGGCUAACAGGAUGAGAAGAUGGCGGCCGUGCUCCUACCGUCGGGACAGGAGAGCCUGCGGCGCUUCACGCGCGAGUCCCUGGCCGCAAUCGAGCAGCGGGUCCAGCAGGAGCAGGCCAAACGUGCCAAGGACUACCAGGAGGACCUGGGUGACGUCGAGGCGCCCAAGCCCCGCGCCGACCUGGAGGCUGGCAAGGGCCUGCCCCGCAUCUUCGGAGACAUCCCCAUGGGGCUGGUGGGGGCGCCCCUGGAGGAUAUUGACCCCUACUACAAGAACCAGAAGACCUUUAUAGUGCUGAAUAAAGGGAAAGCCAUCUUCAGAUUCAGUGCCACGUCAGCCCUCUACAUCUUCAGCCCCUUUCAUCUCAUCAGACGGAUCGCCAUACACAUCCUCACACACUCAUUGUUCAGCUUGUUCAUCAUGUGCACCAUCCUGACCAACUGCUGCUUCAUGGCCAUGUCUGACCCACCCCACUGGACAAAGUACCUCGAGUAUACAUUCACAGGUAUCUACACAUUUGAGUCCCUGAUUAAGAUCCUGGCGCGGGGCUUUUGUGUGGGCCCCUUCACCUUCCUCAGGGACCCCUGGAACUGGCUGGACUUCAGUGUCAUCAGCAUGGCGUAUCUGACAGAGUUUGUGGACCUGGGCAAUGUCUCAGCGCUACGGACAUUUAGAGUUCUCAGAGCCCUCAAAACAAUAUCAGUCAUACCAGGCCUGAAGACCAUCGUGGGAGCGCUGAUCCAAUCAGUGAAGAAGCUGGCGGACGUAAUGAUCCUCACCAUGUUCUGCCUGAGCGUCUUCGCUCUGAUUGGCCUGCAGCUCUUCAUGGGCAUGCUGCGGCAGAAGUGUGUGCGCAGCACUGCCCUCUGCGUCAACUCAUCCUACAACGCCAAUGACAUGUUCAUCUGCAACAACAAGACCUGGCAGUCUAUGGCCGACUUCACCAUGAACGAGGAUAACUAUUACAAGAUAGAAGGAGCGAAGGAUGCCUUAAUAUGUGGAUAUGGAAACGAUGCAGGAAAGUGCCCAGAUGGCUUUGACUGUUUGAAGACAGGAAGGAACCCGAACUAUGGCUACACCAGUUUUGACUCAUUUGGCUGGGCCUUCCUGUCCCUCUUCCGUCUCAUGACCCAGGACUACUGGGAGAACCUCUACCAUCAGACUUUGCGCUCGGCAGGGAAGACCUACAUGGUGUUCUUUGUGUUGGUCAUCUUCCUGGGCUCCUUCUAUCUGAUCAACCUGAUCCUGGCUGUGGUGGCCAUGGCCUACGAGGAGCAGAACCAGGCCACCAUUGCCGAGGCCUGGCAGAAAGAACGAGAGUUCCAACUGGCCAUGGAACACCUGCGCCGAGAACAGAGGGCCGCUGCUCGUGCGGCGCGUGCGGCCCAGGAGCCAGAGACGGUGAAGUCAGCCGAGGUGUCGCCGUUCUCGCUCAAGGAGGUGCGGGACCGGCGGAUCUGGUCUCGCUCCCACAGGACCCUCUCAGAGGAGAUGGAGGAAGAGGGAGAGCUCCGUUCCUCCAAGUUCGACACCUUUGACGAGCCCAUGCCGGCCCACCCCCUGCUGGAGGCGCUCUCCUCUCACCCCCUGAGCACGCGGCGAGGCAGCCAGGCCAGCAUCUUCAGCUUCCGCCCACGCAUUAACUCCGAGGCCGACUUUGCCGACGACGAGCACAGCGUCCAUGGCGGCUUCGGUGGCGACGGCGGCCGCAGUCGGGCGUCCUCGGUCGCGCUGUCGUCAGUGUGGGCCAAGCGGCGGACGGGCAGCGUGCGGAGCCGGUGUUCGCAGGCCCUGCUGGCCACGCCGAGCCUUAACGUGAACGGGCGACUCAGCCUAAACCUGUCGCUGGACCAGAAUGGUGUGGCCUGUCUGCUGCCACACACACACACACACACACACACGCCCACCCCAACCUCACCGCCCGCCUGCAGCAUGGAGAAGGUCAAGGAGGACGCAGAGGACCAGCCAUAUCAGGAGAGCCCCACGACCCCAGCACCACACUCUCCUGAUGGACAUGAGGAGGCUCCACCUCUUCGCAGGAAGAGAGGCAUGAGCUCCGUCAGCUUCUUCAGUGACGCCAUAGAUGAGCUGGCGGAGGCUCAACAGAAGUGCCCCCCCUGCUGGUACGAGUUUGCGCAGAAGUACCUGGUGUGGACGUGCACUCCGGACUGGCUGCGGCUGAAGGAGUAUGUGAAGGUGAUGGUGAUGGACCCCUUCCUGGACCUGGGCAUCACCAUCUGCAUCGUGCUCAACACACUCUUCAUGGCGCUGGAGCAUUACCCGAUGACCGACGAGUUCAACAAGAUGCUGACCGUUGGCAACCUGGUCUUCACGGGGAUCUUCACCUUUGAGAUGGUCUUCAAGCUGAUCGCCAUGGACCCCUACUUCUAUUUCCAGCACGGCUGGAACAUGUUUGACGGGAUCAUCGUGUGCUUGAGCCUCGUAGAGAUGGGCCUGUCUAACGUGGAGGGCCUCUCCGUGCUGCGUUCAUUCCGACUGCUGAGAGUCUUUAAGCUGGCCAAGUCCUGGCCCACGCUGAACACCCUCAUCAAAAUCAUCGGCAACUCGGUGGGCGCCCUGGGCAACCUGACCCUCGUCCUGGCCAUCAUCGUCUUCAUCUUCGCCGUGGUGGGCAUGCAGCUGUUUGGCAAGAACUACCAGGACUGCGUGUGCAAGAUCUCCAAGGACUGUUCGCUGCCACGCUGGCACAUGAAGGACUUCUUCCACUCGUUCCUGAUUGUGUUCCGUGUGCUGUGUGGCGAGUGGAUUGAGACCAUGUGGGACUGCAUGGAGGUGGCAGGACAGCCGCUCUGCAUCCUUGUCUUCAUGCUCGUCAUGGUGAUCGGCAACCUGGUGGUGUUAAAUCUGUUCUUGGCCCUGUUACUGAGUUCCUUCAGCUCGGAUAACCUGUCAGCCCCAGACGACGACGGUGAACUGAACAACAUGCAGAUCGCCAUUGCACGCAUCCACAACGGCAUGAGCUGGCUGGGAAACUUCUGCCAUGAGCUCUGCAGUGGAGACUUCCGGAAGCAGCAACAGAAGGCCAAGGAAGCCUCGCUGAAAAGCGAGCAUCCUGCCGUCGCCGCCACGGGCAACCACGUGGACUGCAAUGGCAUCGUGGGAGUAAUCGGCCGCUACGGGGAGGUCUAUGUCAUCCCUGACGAGGGCGAGGACAGCUACAUGACUAACCCCACCAUCACCAUCACAGUGCCCAUCGCCCCUGGGGAGUCCGACGUGGAGUUUCUCGAGGAGGAAGAGGAGGAAACAGAGUCGUCGGAGGAUGAUGAGAGCAAAGCGGAAGUGAUUAGCUUGUCUGAGGGGAGCACGGUGGACCUGCGAAGGCCAGGGGAGGAAGAGGAGGAUUAUUCCGAGAUGGGAGACGAUGCCAUGGACCCGGACAACUGUUUCCCUGAGUUCUGUGUGCGGCACUGUAAGUGCUGUGAGAUCGACACCACCCGGGGGGUGGGCCAAGCCUGGUGGAGACUGAGGAAGACCUGCUUCCAGAUCGUGGAGCACAGCUGGUUUGAGACCUUCAUCAUCUUUAUGAUCCUCCUCAGCAGUGGAGCUCUGGCCUUUGAGGACAUCUACAUUGAGCAGAGGAAAGUGGUGAAAGUCAUCCUGGAGUACGCUGAUAAGGUGUUCACCUACAUCUUUGUGCUGGAGAUGUUCCUCAAGUGGACUGCCUACGGCUUCAAGAAGUAUUUCACCAACUACUGGUGCUGGCUGGACUUCCUCAUUGUGGAUGUGUCUCUCAUCAGCCUGGUGGCCAACUCUCUGGGUUACUCCGACUUCACGGCCAUCAAGUCCCUGCGGACCCUAAGAGCACUUAGGCCUCUCAGAGCCCUGUCACGAUUUGAGGGCAUGAGGGUGGUGGUGAACGCUCUGAUCGGGGCCAUCCCCUCCAUUAUGAACGUGCUGCUGGUCUGCCUCAUCUUCUGGCUCAUCUUCAGUAUCAUGGGCGUCAACCUGUUCGCCGGCAAGUUUGGCAAGUGCGUGAACCGCAUGGGCUACCUGCACAACGCCUCCAUGGUCAACAACAAGUCCGAGUGCCAGAGCAUGAAUGACACACAGUUCUACUGGACCAAGGUCAAGGUCAACUUCGACAACGUGGGCAUCGGCUACCUGUCACUUCUGCAAGUGGCAACUUUCAAGGGCUGGAUGGAGAUCAUGUAUGCAGCUGUAGACUCUCGUGGGGUGGAGGACCAGCCCAUAAAGGAGAUCAACCUGUACAUGUACCUCUACUUCGUCAUCUUCAUCAUCUUCGGCUCCUUCUUCACACUCAACCUCUUCAUCGGUGUCAUCAUUGACAACUUCAACCAGCAAAAAAGAAAAAUCGGGGGGCAGGACAUCUUCAUGACUGAAGAGCAGAAGAAGUAUUAUAACGCCAUGAAAAAGCUGGGCUCUAAAAAACCCCAAAAGCCAAUCCCAAGGCCAAUGAAUGAAGUGCAGGGGUUCUUCUUCGAUCUGGUUGCUAAGCAGGCCUUCGACAUCACCAUCAUGAUGCUGAUCAUCCUGAACAUGGUAACGAUGAUGGUGGAGACAGACGAGCAGUCUGAGCACAUGGAAACGGUGCUCCACUACAUCAACCUGGUGUUCAUCGUCAUCUUUACGGCCGAAUGCCUCAUCAAAAUCUUCGCCCUACGCUGCUACUUCUUCACCAUCAGCUGGAACAUCUUCGACUUUGUUGUGGUUAUCCUGUCCAUCGUCGGAAUUGUGCUGGCUGACAUCAUAGAAAAGUACUUUGUGUCCCCCACCCUGUUCCGCGUCAUCCGACUGGCGAGGAUUGGACGCGUGCUACGUCUGAUCCGCGGUGCAAAAGGAAUAAGGACGUUGCUCUUUGCCUUAAUGAUGUCACUUCCUGCCCUUUUCAACAUCGGCCUCCUGCUCUUCCUGGUUAUGUUCAUCUAUUCCAUCUUUGCCAUGGCCAACUUCGCCUAUGUCAAGAAGCAGGGCGGCAUCGAUGACAUGUUCAACUUCGAGACGUUCGGCAAUAGCAUGAUCUGCCUCUUUCAGAUCACUACAUCGGCCGGCUGGGACAACCUCCUGGACCCAAUUCUCAACAACUCGCCCGAGGAGUGCAACUCGCAGGCGGUCAACACGGGCACCAACAUGAAGGGGAACUGCGGCAACCCAUCCGUGGGCAUCGCCUUCUUCGUGUCCUACAUCAUCAUCUCCUUUUUGAUUGUGGUCAACAUGUACAUCGCCAUCAUUCUGGAGAACUUCAGCGUGGCCACUGAGGAGAGCACGGAACCUCUGAGCGAGGACGACUUCGAGAUGUUCUACGAGGUGUGGGAGAAGUUCGACGUCGAGGCGACGCACUUCAUCGAGUUCGCCAAGCUCUCGCGUUUCGCCGACACACUUUCAGAGCCGCUGCGCAUCGCCAAGCCCAAUAAGAUCAAGCUCAUCUCCAUGGACCUGCCCAUGGUGAGCGGCGACAAGAUCCACUGCCUGGACAUCCUGUUUGCCUUCACCAAGCGUGUGCUGGGCGAGUCGGGCGAGAUGGACGCCCUCAAGCAGCAGAUGGAGGAGAAGUUCAUGAUGCUCAACCCCUCCAAGGUGUCCUACGAGCCCAUCACCACCACGCUGAGGCGCAAGCAGGAGGAGGUGUCUGCCUCCAUGAUCCAGCGCUGCUACCGCAGGCACCUGGUGCGCCGCCACAUGAAACAUGCCUCCUACCUGUAUCGCCGCAUCAACCAGGAGGGGGAGGACGAGGAAGCGGCACCUGAGCAAGAGGGCCUGAUCGCCAGCAUGAUCCGUGAGCACUACGGGCCCCCCACGGAGGUGGUGGACGUGGAGGCUCUGGAGGCGGAGGCCGCGGAGGAGGGAGCAAGCCUGUCGUCCGUCUCGUCGCCUCCGUCGUACGAGAGUGUGACGCGGGCAGCCGCGGUUGACACAUAUCAGGUGGUGAUCCCUGUGGUGCCUCUUGCCGGGGACCUUAGGGACCAAGACACAAGCACAGCAGAGGAAGGAUACGAUGAAACGUUCCUUUAGGAGGGUUUUUUUUUUUUUAAGUUCUCUAAAGACUGCUUUUUUGGUUUGGUUUGUUUUUGUUAUGAAACUCAAGAAAUAUACUGUUUUUUUCUGUUCUCUGGGGAUUGACUGGAUGAGAUACUCGGCAAUAUAUUCUAGCAAUGACCUAUUUCUAAUGAGUGAUUCACGAGGAACCACAUUUCUUUGCUCCCAGAACCACUUGAGAUCAACGAUACAUCCGAUGAGUUACUCAAAACUAAUAUACUCAGAUUGACUUUUUGACAUGGUUUCUGUCUAACAUUGUCUCUGAUGAACAGGUUAUAUGGUCACCAUAACACAUACAUCUCAUCAUUAUUCCAAAAAACAUUUUCAAAGCUGUUGUGUAACAUAUUCCAAAAUGUUGAAACUUUACAUAGGCUACCUGUAUCCAUAUCCUACACCAAACUAAAACAAUAUUUUAAUACCAUUAAAUUGUGGCAAUUGGCUAAAAUGAGUUGGGUGGAUCAGACAGAAGAUAGUUGUGUGUGGGGAAACUUAAAUCAGUUUUGUUUGUGUUUUAACUCAUUUCCUAAAGGUGCCAUGGUGUACAGUAGUCAUAUCAGACGUGGAAAUCCAAAAGCCCAAUCUGUAAUAUCAGUGUCAGUCUGUGACACACUGCACAGCUGAGGGUAAUCUCUCCUCAAACCUACUUCAUCUCCAACUACCACUGGAUGUGUCUUGCACAGAAAUGAGCAAGAGACAAAAGAGUUCAGUAAAAAAAGAGACAAACAAAUAAAUGUCUCGAAAUGUGGACCCUGAGUAAACCCUCCUGGCUUCCUGUGAAGAGCUUGGUGUGGUCAAGAGAAGUGUGCCUGAUUCGGACUCUAGGCUGGGCUCGCACAGACACGCUCUGAAACCUAAACCCAAGAGAAGCCCUCUGUGGAACAGAGAUGGCUCUGGUCUGAUCUAGAUGUGGAACAGAUCUGACCUAGUUCUGGCUCUGGUCUGAUCUAGAUUUGAAACAGUUCUAACCUAGUUCUGGUCCUUGUCCUGGUCUGAUCUAGAUUUGAAACAGUUCUAACCUAGUUCUGGUCCUGGUCUGAUCCAAAGCUGCCUGGGGUCUGAUCUAGAUUUGAAACUAGUUUAAUCCAAAGAUGCUCAGAAGAUGAUCUAGGUUUGAAACUGGUCUGAUCUUAGGCUGCCUAGGGGAUGAUCUAGAUUUGAAACUGGUCUGACCCUAUGCUGCCCUGGGGUCUGAUCUAGAUUUGGCUCAGAUCUGUUCCAGAUUUUGUCACUCUGGGAAUCUGAUGUUUCAAGAAGAGUAAAAACACAAUAAACACCUUUUUAUUGAUUGAGUGAUAAAGACAAAAAUCUAUAUAAUAUACAUAUAUAUUUCUAAUGUGUUUUUAUGUAAUACAUUAUAUUUAAAUGACACUUAUAGGACAGGAGAUGCAAUUAGGGAAGUAUUGUUCACUAGGUAGCCACAUUUUUCUAUAAAAUAAUGCUUUCCUCAAAAGUAUGUUUUCCACUUUGAAUAAAAUUAACACAUUUAUGGACUGUUGAUAUUAAAGUUAAUAAAAUAUAUUUUCCAUGAA
Messenger RNA from Alosa alosa (allis shad), 8161 nucleotides. Its product is annotated as sodium channel protein type 4 subunit alpha B-like. Gene Ontology annotation, cellular component: plasma membrane; voltage-gated sodium channel complex; axon. The transcript has 29 exons. Gene Ontology annotation, molecular function: voltage-gated sodium channel activity; protein binding. The record is from RefSeq and is a predicted model, not a curated record. Bases 636 to 6608 code for a protein of 1990 amino acids. Gene Ontology annotation, biological process: sodium ion transmembrane transport; membrane depolarization during action potential; neuronal action potential. NCBI's taxonomy places the organism in Eukaryota, Metazoa, Chordata, Actinopteri, Clupeiformes, Clupeidae.